Molecule: messenger RNA, 1488 nt
Organism: Paramecium octaurelia
Lineage: Eukaryota; Ciliophora; Oligohymenophorea; Peniculida; Parameciidae
Source: the annotation of a GenBank genome assembly
AAAUUAAGCUCAUUAUGAUGCUGUAAUAAUCUAAUCAUCCCAAAGAAAGUGAUGGCGAAACUCCAUUCUAAAAAGGAGAGUAAAUCUUAAAAAAAACAAAAGCUUUUCAAUAAAGGGCUAAUGAAAUAUUAAGUGUUAAUGCUUACAAAAUACAAUUCGUAAAAGGCAAAGAAUAAAUUCCCAAAUUUGUGAAUCCAUUUAAUUAGACUAUUCGCGUUUAAGUCUCUAGUUCAUUAAAUAAGGCUCAAUAAUUUUCUCCACAAUCUUACUAUGAUAUUGAACAAUGGGGAUAAAAUAGUUUGAAAUAUUAUUUAUAAUAUAGGAUUUACAAUCGGUUAAUUGGAGAAGGAAUUUGUGAAUGUGUACGAUGACGUUUCGGCCGUGGUAUAUUUCAAUAGCGUAGAGUGCCCAAAUGAGGAGAUGAUGAGUCCCAUACACCUUCUUGUCGACUAUUCAAACCUAUCUUAAAUUAAUAGUUUAUAGGAACAUUGUAAUUAGUUAAUACAUUAAAUGUAAUUUAAUCCAAAGACGAACAUGCUUUCAUUCAAAACUAAGGAAUUAAUUGCCAAAUCAACUUACUAGAAUAAACAAAAGAUCAAAGUCUAAGAUGUCUCAUAAAUGAGGGGCUAUGCUACUUGCAUUGAAAUAACACAAACCUGUGAGAAUCAAAUACUCGAAGAUGGCAACAUCUUUAAAGUCGGCCUUUAACCCCUGUUAACAGUUAGAAAAAUUUAUCACAAAUUUCAGAAUUUCUUUGAGAGAUACUCCAGUAAAAACAAUAUCGAUGACAUGAUUUUUGAGGCCCUGCAAUCUCUUUAGUCCAAAGUUCAAUUUUCAGGAAUUGAUGAAAGUGUCUCAGAACUAUUUAUGCACGUUCAAGACAGAAGCAUAAACAAAGCUGAAUAUUUGUAAAGAUUAGAAGAUGAAAAUCUGAUGAUGCAAUCUGUAAAUUUGUAAAUCAUAUAUAUAUUAGAAAUUAUACACAGCCUUGGAGAAGAAUUGUAUUCUAUUGUAAACGUAGAGGGAUGAAAAUCCUAUCGAACAUUUCUUGCUGGUAGCAGAUCAAAAAAAUACAUUCCUUUUUGGAAGAAUGGAUUUCUCAGAUAUCGCAUUUCAAUCCACUUAAGUCUCAAGAAAUCAUGGAACCAUACAGUUUAUGCCAGCUACUAACAAAUGGAUUAUCAUGGAUGGCUAGAAAUCUUUUGAGUAGAAGUGGAAAAACAGUACUUUUGGAGUGUGGUUGCAGAUGAACCCCAAGACGUUUUACUAUAUUGAUCCAGAACAAAUUAUAAAGGUGGGAUCAACGUGUAUUAAUAUGAUACCAAAUAAUGUGAAAAUGAAUGAUCAGGAUGUUGAUAAUUCAAUCCAACUGAAAGAAUUCAACAAUUUAAGAGUGAAAGAGAUCGAAGAUUUUACGAAAACAUUACUAGACCUAUGAAUAAUUAUGAGUUGAUAAUUAGAGAUUAUUGAAUUUAAGUUUGUAAGCUG